Molecule: messenger RNA, 315 nt
Organism: Adineta ricciae
Lineage: Eukaryota; Metazoa; Rotifera; Eurotatoria; Adinetida; Adinetidae
Source: the annotation of a GenBank genome assembly
AUGAAAAUCCAAUGCGAACAUUUUUCGUUACUACAAAAAUGUGAAUUAAAAUUUGCUCGAGUAGCCACAGACACUAUUAGCUAUAAUUAUGGACCAUCAUCUGCUGCAAUUGGUCCCAGCUCUUCUCCAUUCCGGCACAGUUUUCGCCGAUUCCAGCAAGUUCUGGCAGGUUCCUUGCCGCCGGAUUCCGGUCGGAAUUGCACAGAAAAUAUCCGAUCAGUUGCUGGCCGUUUCCAGCUCGAAGUUUGCAGGAAACGGUCGGGAAAUGACUGGAACCUACGUUUGAACUUCCGGCCGGAACCGACCGUGUCAUAA